Molecule: messenger RNA, 943 nt
Organism: Perkinsus marinus ATCC 50983
Lineage: Eukaryota; Perkinsozoa; Perkinsida; Perkinsidae
Exons: 7
Coding region: 14-841 (275 amino acids)
Source: RefSeq, a predicted model, not a curated record
AGUUCCUUGACUAAUGGCAUCUCUCGAAACUGUGAAUCCUCACUCCUCCAGCUUUGUGCCGAAGGUGUACGAAGCACCAGAAGGAGCUUCACCGAAGGAACAGUCCCUUGCAAAAUGGAAGUCGGCAGUCGGGUGUCCUAUUUAUGAAGAUGCGAAGCCUCGCCUGACGUUCGAGUUCAACUAUCACGAUUUCGUAUUGGCGGAUGUUCGACUCAUGCGCCUGCAGGACAGUGAGGAUGGUGUCCGUCUUGAACUCUUCUAUGAUGGAGAGAUCGCUGAUGUUGGCACCGACCUUGUGGGAUUCGUCAACGCCAUUCAAGCAUCAGUUUCAAAGGGUUUGCAGGAACGGAAAAUGCAGAGGUUCCGACACAUGCUCGAACGAAAGAAUGCUGGUCAUGUCGAGGAGUGGCAGAAGUAUAUGAAAGAGACUAAUGAAAAGGGCGAUGUCGAGAUUAAGUUGGAUAUUGAUCUCAAUGGAGCCACUUCGGCAGAGGAUGAUAAUUCUCCUUUCCGAGAGGCUGGCUGCGUGCUCUCAUUCGUGGCGGUAUCAGUGACAGCGUCGCCCGGCACGGCAGACCUUUUGGGGGAGAUAUGUUUUCCUGAGUACUUUCUGGAUAAGGACUGCUCUGAGCGCAAGGCUUUCAUGGACAAGCAAGAUGAGGCAACAUUCCCACGCUGGCUUUAUCUCUUCUUAAUUCCAAUUGCCAUCUGCUUUGUCGCCGUCGUUUUUGCCUGGAGUAGGAUUGCGCAGGUGUUGUAUGACAAGUACUUCAUCGCCAACGGGGACUUGCCUGACAUGGGCACUUCUUCGGCUGCCUUGAACUUCACGACUGAGCUAUGAUGGUUUCUCUGUUCCUGCUGGCCUGCACUCAAUACCACUUGUAAUUUCGUAGCUUGUAAAGCCUAGCAUACAUCACCGCUGUUCAGUUGCACCGUUUCGUGU